This is a messenger RNA of Cetraspora pellucida, 1492 nucleotides long. The record is from the annotation of a GenBank genome assembly. Lineage: Eukaryota; Fungi; Glomeromycota; Glomeromycetes; Diversisporales; Gigasporaceae.
AUGCCAAAGUAUAGUGACUAUACUACCCGACAUAAUGCCAUCAAUAAUGCCCUUAAGGCAAUUAAAAACUCACCAAGUGACUUAGCUCCAAGCACCAGAAGUAUCGCGCGAGAUUAUGGUCUUCCUGAAACCACCCUUCGACAUGCCAUCAAAAAUGAUGGUCCUUUCACUCGUCCGGGCUGUGCCAAAAUCUUAACUAACCAUGAGGAAAAACAGCUUACGAAAGGCCCUAUCCUUUUGAUGAAAAUGGACCAGGGCAAAAAAUGGUGGCAGCGCUUUAUGAAAGAUCAUCCGGAACUUUCAUUUCGUGUUCUACAAGCCCUAAAUGAAGCCCAUACACAAAGGGCAAACCCUAUUAUCAUUAAAGAUCACUUUGAGAAACUUCAGAAAAUCAUCCAAGAAUACUCACUUUCUGCUGACCGAAUUUGGAAUAUGGCUCCAAAAAGUUAUAGCAAAGAAAGGAGCAUGUCAGGUUCAUCAGGCAAACGAGUAAUCCCAGGUCUUCUGAAUGGCGCACCUGUUGGCUCUGUCAUGGGGUUCACUGAAACGGGAUACAUGCGAGAGAGCCUGUUUCAAAAAUACAUUGAACAUUUUGUUAGUUCAAUUCCACCUGCACACUCUGUUUUGUUAAUUCUGAACGGUCAUAAAAGUCAUAUCAACUAUCCUAGUGUCAACUAUUGCUAUGAGCACAACAUACUUCUUUAUGCGCUAUCUCCUCAUACUACUCACAUUUUACAGCCAUCCGAAUUACCAUUUGCUACACUAAAAAAAAUGUAUGAUAAUGAAUGUGAAAAGUUUCGAGUUAAUUAUGGGGGUAAGCUUGUGACAAAGCAUACGUUCGCUGAGGCAUUAGGGCCAGCCUAUAUUACAACCUAUACACCUACCGCUAUAUGUAAUACCUUCAAGUCUACUGAAAUUUGGCCAUUCAAUCCCAAUGCCAUUAGUCCAGAUCAUAAUUUGUGGGAUCCCAGUACUUUACAAGUUCAAGAACGAUCAGCUUUGUCUUCACAAUCUUCACAAUCUUCAGAGUUGAACUCAGGUUAUAUAUGCCCCAUCGAACUAGACCCUACAAAAGAACAACUAGCAUUAAAAGUCGAGUUGCUAAAAAAAAAGGUUGAAAUAUUAGAAGAAGAACUUGAAACCUUUAAAAGACCUAGUACAAGUUCUUUGAAGUUAGUGCUUAAAUAUCCCUUGCGACAUGAUUUGAAAUCGGCCAAAGAUCUGGAAGUUGACGAAGAGCAAUCCGAACCAAGGUUGCCAGAAAGAAAAAAAAGGAAGACUAUGCCCUUCUCUCAACUUCUUAUAAACGAAAAGUCCUUACAACAAUUGAAGGAGGCGGAGGAAGAAGCCGAAAAAGUAGCCAACGAAAAGCAAUGUAAAAAAGAAAUGGCCGCCCAAAAACGAAUCGCACGUGAGGCUGAAAAGGCACAAAAAAAAGAGGCCCGAAAGCAAAAAAAGGAUGAGAUGGAGCGUAUAAAGGCGGAAAAGCAAU